AUGGUGAUGCCUCGUGUGGCCACGGGCUUCAUCUCCUUUUUGUCCCUACAGGUCUUCAGGACUAUGGCAUAUUCUUUGAUCCCAAAGCCGUCUUCGUCGCUCCUUUGGAUGGACGUCACGAUGUUCACAAUGACGGUGAUAAUGUUUGCCAGCGUUUUGGAAAAUGUUCUGGCACAGGCAGUGCGAGCAAAUGUGUCAAGCCACGCCGCAAAAUUUGUGGACAACCUCUCAAAGGUGACUUUCCCAGUGACGGGUGUGACGAUGCUGACAGUGCUUUUCUGGAUGGGAGCAAUGAAUGUGGCUACUGAUUGGCUCAUGGCAGUGUGCAUCAUGAUCCUCUCAUUCUGGCUUCUCUCCUUUAACCUAGCGAUCUUUCUGUAUAUUCGCUGCUUGGAAUCUACAUUGAUGAAGACCCUGGUGGAGCAGAUCGCGCAUCCAGAUUUUCGCUAUCGUGGCAUGAAAUCCUUGGACCAGAAGGAACUAUCCAUCGUCUUUAAAGCCUUUGACAAGGAUGGCACCGGCGAUGUGACAGCAGAUGAGGUUUUGGACUGUUUUGGUGACCACGGUCUUUCUUUCAAGAGAGAGGACGAUGAGACUCAUUUCAGGAUCCGGUUGAGGGACAUGUUCCAAAAGAAGGGCAAGAACAACAGGCUGGAUCUCAAUGGCUUCUGUUUUCACUUUGCUGAGCUCUUUAGGUAUCAUUCUCCACAAACGGAAGACGAGGAGGAGCAGGAUCAAAAAGCAUUUGGUGGCACGACUUGGAUAUAA
Durusdinium trenchii is the source of this 768-nucleotide messenger RNA. The record is from the annotation of a GenBank genome assembly. NCBI's taxonomy places the organism in Eukaryota, Dinophyceae, Suessiales, Symbiodiniaceae.